Molecule: messenger RNA, 10056 nt
Organism: Cuscuta europaea
Lineage: Eukaryota; Viridiplantae; Streptophyta; Magnoliopsida; Solanales; Convolvulaceae
Source: the annotation of a GenBank genome assembly
UGUUCAACAGGAUGUGCCUUCGUCCAUUUCCUUUCACGAGCCAUAGGAAUUGGAGUUAUGAUUGGUUGAUCCGAGUCCUCAUAUGGAAUGGUGUGCUCUUGAGCAGUAGUGUUGUGUAGAUGAGAUGGUUCUGGAGUUGUAUCAAACCCGUGAUCCUCAACUUCUUCUGGAUUAGAUUGAGGGGUGGACGGUGUAGAUGGUACGUCUUCUGGACUGGGUAGAAGUGGAAUCAGUGGGGUAGGACUAGGUUGUGGUGUAGGUGUUGGUGUUGCGGGAUGUGGAUUCUCAUAAAAUUGUUUGAACAGUGAAUCGAGAAUCACACAGUCAGGUGAAGUUUGUGGAAUGGCUUCAUCAGAGGAUUGUUGCGGUUCAGAAGAGGAAGGGUCUGCCAAGAAGUGCUCAGAAGCGAAGUCUGCCAUUUCAUAGAAUGUUACAUUCACACUAUCUAUGACAGUUCGUCGAUCUCUCAAAUAGAUUCUGUAUGCCUUUGACUGUGUAUAGUAGCCAAUAAACACCCCUUCCCGGGCUUUUGGAUCGAGUUUGCUCCUUUCGUCUCUAUCAUUCAGGACAAAGCACUUGCAGCCAAACACUUUAAAGAAGGAGAUAUCUGGGGUUCUGUUGAAGAGGAUAUCAUAGGGGGUCUUGUCGAAGCGUUUAUGGAUGGACGUUCUGUUUUGUGUGAAGCAUGCUGUAUUGAUGGCUUCAGCCCACAUGAAGUUAGAGAGCUUAGACUGGAUCAGCAUGUUGCGUGCUGCUUCAACAAGUGUUCUAUUUUUCCUCUCAACCACCCCAUUUUGUUGUGGAGUCUUGGCUGCAGAGAACUAUUGUGUGAUACCCUGAGAUUCAUAGAACUCAGUGAGAACUUGAUUUUUGAAUUCGGUGCCAUUGUCUGUUCGGGUUAUCCUCACACUCUUCUGAAGUAGGUUCUGAAUAGUUCUGAUGAAGGUCAUAAUGAUUCCUGCCGUUUCGUCUUUGGUACGAAGAAAUUUUGUCCAUGUGUACCUUGAGAAGUUGUCAACAAUAACAAGUGUGUACUUGGGACCAUUGAUGCUUUGGACUCUCAUAGGUCCACACAGAUCCAUGUGAAGAAGUUGCAGCGGAUGAGUGGAUGAUGGUACAGGUGUUGACUUGUGGGUGCUUCUUGUCAUCUUGCCUAGUUUAUAGGCACUACAAUGAUUGUCAGCGGAAGACUUUAGCAGAGGAAGCCCCUUUACAAGUUUCUUGGAGGACAAAAUGGAGAUGUUCUUGAAGUUUAGGUGGGAAAGGCGUCGGUGCCAUAGACUGUUCUAUUCUGUUGAGGCUCUGGACAACAGACAAAUGGAAGUGGUGGAUUGUACACUUUUCAGAUCAAUCGUGUACAGGUUUGAUGUCCUGUUACACGUUAAUAAGGAGUUCCCAAAGCUGUCCAACACACGACAUUGUUUGGCAAAGAACCUCACUUCCAUCCCACUGACACAAAAUUGUCCUAUGAUCAGUAAGUUAUGUUUGAGCCCUUUGACAUAAGAGACGGUCUUUAUGGUGACGCUGGCACAGAUGACGUCCCCAUACCCAAGGAUUGGAGAUGAGGCGUCAUUGCCGAAUCUGACAUUUCCUCCAAAUCAGUUGGUGAAGUUGCUCAACAGGUGUUUGAUUCCGGUCAUGUGGGUUGAGCAUCCAGAAUCUAAGAGCCACACAUGACCGCCCUGCAAAACAGUUAAGCAGAUUUAGGUCCCCAUCUUGAAAUGGGUCCUUCCUUAUCAACAACAAACACCUUUUUGAAUUUCGCUUUUAGUUGUGAUCCAAAGUCAGCAACUUUCUCACCAAAAGAUUUUUCUUUUGUGGGCUCUGUAAUAGCCAGUUCUGAUUUUGCAGAGGGUGUGGCCUUGGGAACCCACUUUGCAGUUUCAGUUUUAGUGAGUCCGUUUUUAGGGACCCACCUACCAGUUUCAGGUUUAGUAGGCCCGUUCUUGGGGACCCACCUUGCAGUUUCAGGUUUAGUAGGUCCGUUCUUGGGGACCCACCUUGCAGUUUGAGUUUUAGUAGGUCCGUUUUUGGGGACCCACUUAGCAUCGUCAGUUUUGGUAAGUCCAUUUUUGGGGACCCACUUUUGCUUGGUGUUGGGAGAAGUGUAGACCUCGGAUUGAAUGGUUGUUUGGUGAGUUGAGACUUAAAAAUCUUCUCUUUCGAGAGUCUGUUAACAUGUUUCUUAGAGUGAACUUUGAGGGGAUAUUUUAUAUUUGGAAGACACAAAACUCCCUCAAAUGUUCUACUCUUGCUUUCUUUUCUUUGUUUAACCUCUCUCCGAGGUUGCACCUUAACAACAUUCGAAUCACAUUCAUAGUUAUGGGGGUCAGGAACAGAAUAGCCGUAAGCAGAAGUUGAAUUAUAAGAAGCAGAUUGUUCAAAAGACAACACAUAAUUUUUCAGCUUAGGACUCAAAGCUGAAUUGCUGACAGAAUGUUUGACUGAAAUAGAAUUACAUUUUUUCUUAGAAUAAAAAAGAGAUCUGGAACAAGAAUUGGACUUCUUUUCUUCAAAAUUUUUCUUCUUUCCUUCAACAAUUUCUUUCCUUUUCAGCCUCCACUCUUCCUUCUUCUUCCAUCUCUUGUUCAUUUCUUGUCCUGUGGACAAAAGAGAAGAGGGAUGAGUGGACGUUUCUUUUGAAAAAUUAGUUUGGUUAGGAGAGAUGGGAGUUUCCUUUUGCGCUGUACUAGAAGUGGAUUGAGGAGUUGUUUUAGAGUGGUACUUAAUGCUCAGUUGGUUGAAUUCAUUUAAGAGCGUUUCCCAGUUGCUCUCAAAGUCUUUCUUUUCUAAUUCAAACCUUUCUCUCUCAUUUUCUAAGGUUUUCUGAAGAUCUUUGAGCUUUUGGGCCAUUGGAAAGAUACAAGGUUCCUUUCCAAUUUUAGAAAUACCUACUCUUGGAGGUGGGUCUAAGGGAUGUCCUAGGUGUGGUACAUCCUUCACAACAGCAUAAGGAUCCAAACAUUCAUUAGUAGAAAAUUCUUGCCCUUUGCCAGUGAGACUUUUUUCGUUUAAAUCAGUAUAUUGCAAGAAAUUUCAGUUUUUGGGUUCUUUCUCUUUUCUUCUUCUUCAGCAUUUUCCUUUUCACCGGUAUAAUACAUUUUCUGACCAUAUCCUAGUAUCAUGUGAUCUAAGUCAUAAAGCUGAAUGCAAUCAACUUUCUUUAGAUAGCAUGGAUUAGACAUGCCAAGCCCGGAUCUGGGAUUAUAGUACCGGUCAUCACUAAUUUGAUUUAAGAAGAUAGUUUGUUCUGUUUGACCUCUUGUAGCAAUUAAAUCCUCAAGUUCUUUGAUUUUGCUAAAGAGAGUAUUUCUUUGAUUGUCAAGAACAUUUUUGUCAACUUUUUCUGUACUUAGCUCUAUUUCAGUUUGAAACACUUUAUCAGUCAGAUCAGCAACCUUGAGUGUUAACUCAUCAAGUUCGAGUGUCAUCUUUUUGGCAACUUGCUUUUCAUUUUCAAGUUGUAUGCUUAAGGAGGCUUUCUGGUCUAGACACCUAACAAAUUCUUGGUAGUUAUUAUCUAGCUUCUCCCUUAAGUCAUUAAUUAAGUCAUCCUUAUCUUGUAAGGAUUGACUUUGAUUAGAGCAAGAGCAUUGAGAAUCAGAUGUACUUACAGUGCUGUUCGAGCUCUCACUUUCGGGGAUCGCAGCAUCACCCAUUUCUUCUUCUUCAUCAUCCUCCAACAAUGCCAUCAGUGCAUAGUUCUCCUCUUCUUCUUCAUCAGAUGAGUCCUCAGCCCAAUGAUCAUUUUCAGCAAGCAGUGCUUCAUUCUCCUCUUCCUUUUUAGCCAGCAACAUCUUUUGCUUGUUCCAGAUCAUCUUCUGUUUAUAGAAGUUGACGUCCUUUUUCUUGGGAAGACAACAGUCCUUCUGAAGAUGUCCAGACUUUGCACAAUGAUAGCAUUUGGGAGUUUCAUCAGCUAUAACUACUCUACCAGAGCUGCUUUGAUCAUGGGUCUUCUGUUUAUAGUUAAAAGAGGAAGUUCUUAGCUUAUUUGAGGAGCUGUUCUUCUUCCCCCACUUCUUGGUUAAGAGUGUCAUUUUCUUCUGCAACUCUGCCAUUUCUUGCUCAAAGUCUAUUUCAUCAUCGCUAUCUUCUUCUUUUGACUCAGAGAUAACCUUCUUUUUCUUCUUCGGGGCUUUCACGGCCCUCUUUGGUUGUGCCUCCAUUACAAGAGCUAACGGAUCAGUUGAAUACUGUCCUUCUAGUUCUGCAACAUCACUUUCAAAUGACCUCAGAUGGUUUCUUAAGGUACAGAGAUCCACUUCAUCCAGGUCUAGGCCGGUUCUUGCAUCUUUCACAUGAUUUCUCCAUUCAGGAUUCAUACUGGACAUAAAUCUAAUAUUCAUUUCCAUAUUGGAUUUGAAUAUUUUGUUCUUUCUGAGUUCAUUUAUUAGAGUCAUGAAUCUCUUGUGGGUUGAAAUGACUGAUUCCCCAGGUAAGGCUUUAAAAGAGUCAUAGGCCGUCAGAGUACUGGCCUUUUUUGUCUUUAGUCCAAUGGAGGUUCCCUGCAGGAGCUUUGCGACUUCAUCCCACAUUUCCUUCGCAGUCUGCAUGCUGUCAAUCAUAAUGUAGAUAUCAUUGGGAAUGGCCUGUAGCAGGUAUGUUUUGACAGCGAGACCAUCCUUCAAUCUCUCUCUGUCCUUUGCUGUGUAUUCAGUGGGGGUUUUAAUCCGUCUGACUUGUUCAAUUGGUGGAUUAUUGUUCUCAUUCCCCGGGAUAGUUAUCCACACUACUGUAGGGCCUUGAGUGAGGGAUUCUAGCAGAUCAGAAGAGUUAUCCCGAUUCUCUAAAAAAUUGAGAAAUCGAGUCUUCCACAUAUGAUAUUCCCCAUUUCUCAGUACUGGGGGAUUGUUGUUGUUACCAAGUGCUGAAGAGUCUGUUGCAAUUGAUGUUAUAAAUUGACCGUUCGAGAUUUGAUCAGAAAAAAAUUCUAAGGCAGAACCUCGAGUUCCUGAGUGUUGAAAUGCUAAACUCGAGUUUUAAGAUUUCGAGAAGAGAACUCGAGAUUGUAAUCUCGAGUUUUAGAGUUUCGAGUUUUCAAAACUCGAGAUAUGAAACUCGCAACUUCAAAACUCGAGUAAAGACUUGCGAGUAUUGAUGCUGAGAGUUUAUACAAUGCGAGUUCUAACCUCGAGUGUCCAACUGCGAGUUUAGGAGUUCAAAACCCUGAAUUGCGAGUUCCUGCAGAAAGGAAAUUUUGCGUAAAACAGAAUCUAAGGUAUACUGCUUGAUCGUUAUAAGAUUGCGAAUCUAACAGUAUAACUUUUACAGGUAUUUGAUAAAAAACAAGAUUACAAUAGCUAAACUCGAAAAACUAUAGAUAAACAAGAAAACAACAGUCUUUCGACGAUGAACGUCUGAUCGGUCUCGAUCGGCUCUGAUACCAAUUGUUUGUCCCUGUUUAUAUGAUUACAACAAUAUAACGAUACUCAAAGAUAAGAAUAGCAGAAAGAUAUACGCAGGAGAUCCUUAAACUCGUCUUUGAUAUACCGUGAACUUCUACAGGAAGAAUAAUAAGCUCAAGGCUGUAAAGAUCGAAUGCAAAAGUUGACGCAAACCUAACCCUUAAGCGCCUUUUUAUAUGCGCAGGUUGGUUUGCGUACAGGCUUUACGCCUUGUAUAUGGGCCAGACAUUUGGGCCCCAUACCCUUUACUACUAUAAUAAAUACAACAAUAAAUACAUAAAGGAGUAAUAAAGGCUAUAGCAAUACAAGACUCUUGACAAACUUGAUACACAAUAAAAUAUUCUUCAACGGGGGAACUCGCAAGUAGUACUGAGGAGUAGUCAACUGUUCAAGGAAAGCUACUCAAACUCACAAGGAAUGAAGCAUCAAGGUCCAGGAAAGCCAAUCUCAGAUUUUCAAACAUAAUUGAAUCAAAAUCCAAGAAGUAGGCUCAGCAGGUAACUGAAUUUCAGCAGCAGUAGGCUGAGCAGGUGCCUAACUAACUAGCCCACUGCUACAUUUUCUUGACACUUGCAAGAACUUGCAUCACAUAAUUCAACCAAACCUGACUAGAGAUAAAGAAGGAAGGAGAAGGGAGGUAAAAACAUUGGUUCACAAAAUUCGAGCAGGUGCCUACCAGCAGGUGUCUGCCUCAGGAGCAGACGACUGUCUCUGGACAGCAGUUGGCUCAAAUUUUGAACAAAAUACAUGGAAUCUCUGAACUCAACCUAUAUCAUCAUGAUCCUCUCAUAUCAAUGAUUCAAAAAAGGUACAUUUUGCUCUCAGAAACAUUAAAAACAUUACCGAAGUUUGAGCCCCCUGCUACCAAUAUGAACACAGAAACUAGCAGUUAAUGCCAAGAGUGACCAGCCGUAUUCUCCAACGGCUAUAUUCCAACGGCUAGUUUCCGAUAGCCUAUAAAUACUCCCUCCGUACAAUUACCAACACUUUUCACUUACAAUCUCUCUCUAAUCUCUUUCUGAAUUCUCAAACACUCUCAAAGCUCUCAAAAGCUCUCAAACAAUCACCCUACUUUCACGACCACCUUACUUAACUCUCACCUGAAUCCAUGGCCUCCCUCAUCCAAAUCUCAAAAUCCAUCUUCACUGGUUCCGUUCUAAACACCUCUAAAAUCCUUGAGAGGGCAGAAAACAGUGAUCUCAUGAGGGAGCUCAUGAGGAAGCUCGACACAACUGGCCUCAUCAAAAUGGCAACCUACCCUUAUUCCUGCUUCUACCCCGAAAUUGUAGCAGAGUUCUACAUCAACUCCACUCCUGAGACACUGAAAUCUAGGGUGCUGGGGUUCGAAGUGGAAAUUCAAGAAGAGGAAAUCAGGGAUCUGCUAUCUCUACCUGGAAAUGAGGCCCCAGACGUAGAAGACCUUAACCUCAACGAAGAAAACUUUAAAGAGAAAGUUUUCAUUCCAAGAACUCAAAACCUCAACACCCUCAAAGUAAAGAAGAAGAUGAUGGUGCACGAAUACUCUCUCCUGCUAGAUAUCCUCUACAAGUGCAUUGACACAAGAACCACAACACUAAACGAGAUAAAUGCACAAAGAGCAAAGCCACUGACCACUAUAAUCUCAGGGUCCCCACACAACUGGUCCAGGUACGUCUAUAACGAGCUCUUGAAAUAUGUAAAUAAAUCCCAUAAAGGAAGAAGCGAAGACAACACCCUGCCCCUGGUGGGUUAUGAAUUUCUGAUUGGAGAACUCCUCAAGAAAAAGGGGAUAGUGGGAACAACCAAGGAAGCAACAAAUUGGAGAAAAUUCCUCCACCAAACCUUCAAGGCAGGGGCUCCAGAAAUCCCAAAGGUAGAUGAUUCCUUCCUCUCCAACGACCCUCUCAUGAUCUCCUUCAAAAUCGAUACCAAGACGGCAAAGAGGCUCAGAUCAGGAUGUCAAGCGGCUAAGGCAAAAAGGCCGAGAACAACAACAAGAAAUAGAAGGAAUGGAAGAAGCAGCCUCAUCCUUACAACUGGCUCAUGAAGAAGCAGUGGCCUCCCCUCUCACCAUCAUCAAUGAAGAUGCAGAGUCCUCCAACUCUUCCAAUACAAGCAACAGCUCAGCCAUACCUCUUUCAAUUCUUAUUCCAAGGAUACAACAACAAGCAGAGUAGCCAGCUCAAAUGGAAGAGCAGACGACUCAAAUACGAGAGCAGGUGGCUCCCCUAAACGAGCAGACCCCUCAAUCUCUAGCAGUGGGGUCACCCAAACUGACGCCCCUAGAGCAACUGGAGGCAGACUUCACAAGGGUCAAAGCCUGGAGAUCAUGGAAGUUAUCAAGAAUCCUUCAUCAAGCUGAGACCUUGGCCCACUUCAUAGAUGAAGAGGAUUUCGUGAUAGACUGGCUUGGUACUCAUGAUAUGGCAGACGCAACCAGGCUCCUAAAGAUCAACCAAGUGUACGCCACAAAGAGGAAGCAGCUCACUGCCAAGGCAUCAAUAGAAGACUCCAACGAUGAUGAUGAUGAUGACGCUGACAAUAAUAUUAAAGGGCCACCAAGUUCAAGAGGUAAAGAAAUCAUACACUCAUCUUCUUCUAGUGAUAAGGAAAUCAGAAGAAUUCUUGAGAAAUCAAGGUUGGAAACACAAGGAGCCGAAGAACAGUUGACUACCAACCUCCAGCAGGUGACUCAACUGCUUGACCUCAACGUGGAACCCCAUCAAGAAGAAGAAACUCCUGAGUAGCCCACUACAUCUCCUGAACUAAAGGAGCAGAUUCUCAACGAUGGCGCAGAGGAUACCCCUUCACUGGCGGAGGUAUUCAUUCAAGAACGAAGAGCAACCACAAAGUUCAUUAGCAACGCCGAGGUUCGCCUACACAAGAGACUAAUCAAAAUGCAAAAGCAUUUUGACAAACUUCUGGAGAUGAGGUUUGCAGAGGUUCACUGCCACAUCAAGAGUAACCUGAUGAUCCAGCAAGUCUACAAUGCUGAGCAAAAGGUGCAGUUAAAAAUCCAACGCUCCCAGCAGCCAGAUCAACUGGAAGCCAUAUACAAAGAGUUGGCAGAUCAAAGGGCAAAAGAUAGAGAACUGGAGCUUCAAAUCCAGAUCUACAUCAGGCAACUGCGGGACCAAGAGAAAGCAGGUGCCUCCAACCCGGCAGCAGAGUCCUCUGCCCAGGUACCUUCUCUCCCAUCUUUAUCUCCUGACCUUGAGCAGGCCCUUCAAAGAGUUCAAGAGCAUGAGGCGUACAUCAACAAGCUAAAGACCGAAGAAUUCCCUGUCAUCUUCCAACUCUCCAAAAAGUUUGUAGAAAAGCAGGCAACUCAUGCUCAAGCUAUCAGGCAAAUUACAACAGAUGUCGCUAACAACUUCAAAGUCCUCCAAAAGGCCACUCAAGAAACCUUUUGGAAACAAGGAGAUGACUUUCAGAAGAUGGGCCAAGAGCUAGCAUCAACAAAGAAGAAGAUUCAAGAUCUGGAACUUGAAGUCAAAGAUGAAGUAAAGACUGACCUCAUGGACAUCCACAACUACACCAAGGCACUGCCCAUGAAGGUAUAUGGAUUGGAUCUGGCACGGAGACAUCAAGAAGAAGAACAGGACUCUGAUCCAGAAAUUGAAGCACUCUUCAAAGAAGGCGAGACCCCUGUUGAUGCCAAAAGGGGGGAAAGGACAACACCAGCAGACCCCUCAUCUUCAAGGUCAUUAGUAGCCAAGAAAGCAGUUGAAACCAGACGAAAGAACAAGCUACUCCAAGAAGAUAUGGAAAUUCGAAGAAGGAAAGCAGAAGAAGCCAAAGCAAGAGAAGAGCCCAAGAAGAAACUAGAGGAAGCCAACAAGAGUAGACUAGAACAAAAGUCCGAAAGUGACUAAAAACUAUUAUACUUUAGAUUUUAGACUAAUGUACAAUAAUCUCAAUGAAAAUCAAUAAAAAUAUUUCUUUCUUGUGUUGUAUAGUUUUGGGAUCAUCAAAAACGGGGAAAUUGUUAGUACCCAAGUUUGAUAGAUUUUGAUGAUGCCACUAUACUUUGCACUAGUACAUUGUGUCUUAUUUAUAUACGUAUUAGUAUUCAAAAUUAAUCAUUAGUGACAAAUAAAUGUACAAUUUUUGAGACUAAUAAAAUUACACUGGAAAGUUAAAAAUGCAAUAAGGUAAUUUUUUAUUUACCAUAAAAGGAUAUUUAAAUCCUACCAAUAUAAUUUUAUUUGCACACAAAAAUUAACUGUCACAAAAAGAAAGUCAUAUAGGUUCGAAAAUCAUAUACAUUGAUUGUGUAUGGUUGAAGACAAAAUUUGACAAGCAUUUAAUGCUAAAAUUGUAUAUGGGACCUAAGCAUGUGACACACAAGAUAAAAUCAUCUGAAUGAUCCUUUGAAGAGAUUAUUCAGCGGCUGAAUUAUUGAAGACAAAGAGAUCUCCAAAUCUGCUCCAGUGCAUGAAGACAAAAGAACACUUCAACGUCCAAGAUCAAUUUAUCUUAACCAACGGAUAAGAUUGAGCAGCCAGAAAAUCCUAUAAAUACAGGCUGAAACGAGAGUUUCUAACCAAGCUUUGAGCAUCCAAAAUAGAGAAAAACUCCCAUUGAUCAUAUACGAGCUAUCUAGCAAAAGAGAAAGUGCGAACUUAACUUCACUCUCUGCUUGGACUCAUGUUUCACUAAACUUCCA